Molecule: messenger RNA, 1800 nt
Organism: Triticum aestivum (bread wheat)
Lineage: Eukaryota; Viridiplantae; Streptophyta; Magnoliopsida; Poales; Poaceae
Product: putative cyclin-dependent kinase F-2
Exons: 1
Coding region: 22-1086 (354 amino acids)
Biological process (GO): regulation of mitotic cell cycle; protein phosphorylation
Cellular component (GO): nucleus
Molecular function (GO): ATP binding; protein serine/threonine kinase activity
Source: RefSeq, a predicted model, not a curated record
GUUGCUGCCUAGUUGCAAAAGAUGGGAUGGUCGGAAGUCAUAGGCAACGACGUCGCCACCGCCACACCGGCAGUGCGCAACCGUGUUGAUAGACGGGAUGAAUGGGGCCAAAGAGCCACGGCCACCGGUGGCGACUCCUCAAAGUCUGCAAUAGGGAGCCGCUUCGAGCGACUCGGCAAGGUCGGUGAAGGGGGCUUCGGUGUCGUUUACCGGGCGAGGGACCGCCGCACCGGCGAGAUCGUCGCUGUCAAGUGCCUCCGCACAAACAAGUACGCCCACGACGACAGCGGCGACCGCUACCUCUCCGCCUUCGCGGGCGAGGUCAGCGCCUUGGAGAAGUGCAGCGGCCACCCGUCCAUCGUGCAGCUGCGCGCCUCGGGCCAGCACGACGGCGAGGCCUUUAUCGCCAUGGAGUUCGUCGGGCAGACCCUCAGGCACGUCAUGAAGCGCGUCUGUUUCGGGAGGAGACACACCGAGAUGGAGGUCUGCCUGAUGAUGAGGCAGCUCCUCGCCGGCGUAAUGAGGAUGAACCGUCUAGGUCUCAUGCAUCGUGACCUUAAGCCGGGGAACGUGCUCGUCGACGACCGCAGGAACCUCAAGAUCUGUGACCUUGGGCUAUCAUGCAGCAUGGCCGAUGGGCCGCCCUGCUCAAACCACAUUGGAACACGGGGUUACCGCGCACCAGAGCUCCUCCUAGGGUCCACGAAUUACGACGAGCGCAUCGACUCUUGGGCUCUUGGCGUCAUGAUGGCUGAGCUACUUGCUGGUCACCACCCUUUCUAUGGGAAGACCGACAUGGACCACCUCAGUGAGAUUUUGGACCUUCUUGGUACAGCAGACAUCAAAGAGUGGCCGGGCUAUGAUGGGCGGCAGCUGCCCGGCGGAUGGGCAUUGCAUAGCAGUUUGCGCUCCAUGUUCCGAUCUCCUGCCGAUGCUAGGAGAAGAUGCCGCCCCCAACUUUCAGAAGCUGGUUUUGAGGUCUUGAGCGGCCUUCUGCGAUGCAAUCCUGAAAAGAGACUCACGGCGAGGGGCGCGCUGCGGCAUAGGUGGUUUAAAGAGACCAACUUCAGGGCUGCAAAGAGCUGAUUGGUUAACUUGCACAAUCCAUAAUGUAGCUGCCUGUGUGGAAUUAAUGUAUGCGGAGCCAGAUAGUCGUAAUUCACCUCAUAUGUAAGUUUGAAAUGUAUGGGCCUGCCCACAUAUCAGUUUCUUGGAAAAAUAAUUAGCAUGAGUGGAUUUCCACCAAUGUCUUCCUUCGCCUGCUCGACCCUCCCUUCGGCAUCAUCCUAACCAUCAGCCGUGUCACUCAUGGUCGAUGACAUUGUCAUGUAGCCUCGUCACAUAAUGCUUGCCUGAUGCGCCUCCUAUGCCGAGCCACUGGCGCCCUGUUAAUCCCUCUAACCUUCUUCCACUUAUUUGCCGCCGGCACCACUGGAACCCAUCAACCUCCAUCUCAUUCCCGUAGUAUUCACCUCGGAGCUGUACACCCGGCCUUCUUCUUGGACGAAGUCAAAUGCCAUGAAUCACGUUUCUAGGCGACUUACCAUCAACAACUGGGAAAUGUACGCAUCAUAUCUGAAUAAACUUAGCAAAUGAGUAUGGCGUCUCCCACAUGAUAGUACUAGAAUUUUGGUUUGCACCGAGUAUAACUGAGAAUAUGUUCAAACUACGCCCAUGCACACAUGUAUAUUUCUUGAGAAUAAGAAAUGACAACCAUGUUUCUAGUAGAUGUUACUGCGCUGCACAAUCCUCCUAACAUAUUAUACCACUUAAAGUAUAUAUGUACCUACUACAUACAUA